AUGCCUUAUUUUUGUAAACACAAAAAAGUAUCGGACAUAAUGAAUCAAAAAGUUUGUUUAACCCGUAUUCGUAAAUUUUUAGCAAACGGAGAAAAGUACAGAAAACUUAACGAAGAAAUCUCAAGCGCAAUAGAUGAAGUUAACAAUCCCGAAAUAAAAGGAAUAUUGCAAAACUUGAGCAAUAUUAUAGAAGCAUCUAGUCUGACUACCACUAAUACAUGG
This is a messenger RNA of Diversispora eburnea, 222 nucleotides long. The record is from the annotation of a GenBank genome assembly. Lineage: Eukaryota; Fungi; Glomeromycota; Glomeromycetes; Diversisporales; Diversisporaceae.